Molecule: messenger RNA, 759 nt
Organism: Salvia hispanica
Lineage: Eukaryota; Viridiplantae; Streptophyta; Magnoliopsida; Lamiales; Lamiaceae
Source: RefSeq, a predicted model, not a curated record
AAACCCAUCGCAAACGCGUGUAUAAAUACGCCUCCAUUUCUUCUUCAUCUUCAUCUCUUCCAAAAUCCCCAAAUCCUCCAUAUCAUGACCUGCAACAUCCCCAAAUCCCUAACCGAUUCCGCUUUGACGCGCUUCAAGCUCGCCGUCUCCGCCUCCGAUCCCUGGCCCUUCUCCCUCUCCUCUUGAUCUCUCUCCUCUUCUUCUGCUCGAAAUUGUACAUACAAAUCUCAAUUGCCAUGGGAAGCAGCGGAGAUCUGAAGAGCGGCGGCGGCCAUCACCUCAGUUUUCAUCUCCAGCACGGCGGCGCGGGGCGGCGGGGCAUUCCGAGGGGAUGCGUGGCGAUUACGGUGGGGCAGGGCGCGGAGCAGCAGCGGUUCGUGAUCCCGGUGAUGUACGUGAACCACCCGCUCUUCACGGAGCUGCUCAGGGAGGCGGAGGAGGAGUACGGCUUCGAUCAGAAAGGCGCGAUCAAUAUCCCCUGCCACGUCGAGGAGUUUCGCCAGGUUAGAGGCUUGAUUGACCAGGAUGCGACGUCGAAUCACCACGUCCAUCACCACCACCACCACCACGCGCAUCACCACCAGUUUUUGUGCUUCAGAGCUUGAUCGGUAGUGGUUAGCAGGUUAUGGUUGUGAAUUGAUUGUGAAUUUUCCUUUUGAUUUUAUGGUUUGAUUCAUAGAUUUGAUCUUGAAGGUGUGAGUUUUACAAGUGUUAAACUAUGAUCCGAUUCGUAUCCAAUCAAAAGUUUACGACAAAACA